This is a messenger RNA of Sphaerodactylus townsendi, 1635 nucleotides long. It is a transcript of the gene FGF17, whose product is annotated as fibroblast growth factor 17. Gene Ontology annotation, biological process: fibroblast growth factor receptor signaling pathway; positive regulation of protein phosphorylation; cell differentiation. Gene Ontology annotation, cellular component: cytoplasm. The coding region runs from base 772 to 1413 and encodes 213 amino acids. The record is from RefSeq and is a predicted model, not a curated record. Gene Ontology annotation, molecular function: type 2 fibroblast growth factor receptor binding; growth factor activity; type 1 fibroblast growth factor receptor binding. The transcript is spliced from 5 exons. NCBI's taxonomy places the organism in Eukaryota, Metazoa, Chordata, Lepidosauria, Squamata, Sphaerodactylidae.
UGUAGCAGCCUGAUCUCUCACACACCCCUUUCAAACGAGCCGCUGAUCCUCUGCGCUCGUGUAGUUGUCUUGCUGCCGUUCGCCACCCUCCCACCCCGCCUGGUUAUGCCCUGCCUCUUUCCCUCCUCCCUCCCUCCCUGCUAGGUGAAGGUUCCUCCCUUUUUCUGAAUGGCUUGUAAGGAAGCAUGUUCUGCCCCUGCAAGCAUCUAGUCCUGCAAAGCUGACCUUGGCCACAUCCUGCCAGAAGCGUCUGUGUUUUUGGCUUGUGGGGAUCCUGGCUGUUUUUGGGACCUCCUGCUGCCCUGAACCCUCCUGCUCUGGCGGAGGGAGCUGCUGCCAGGCGGCAGAGGAAAACUAGAGAGAGGAAAGGAUCAUGUUUUUGUUCCGAGGUGGAGGCGAGAGGUGACAGAGCUGCUGAAGACAAAUCCCAAAGCGCUGCAAGGAGAUGAAAAGGAAAGAAAAACAGACUGGAUCUCAUCUAAGCUGUGCUUUUGGUUUGGUUUUGAGGCCUUAAUGAAGCAUACCUGGUCUGCCCAAAAAGCGGGAGGCUUUUAAAACUCUUUUAAAGCUUUUUUUGCUUAGACAUCUGUUGCACUGGAAAUGGGCAGACAUACAGGCUCAACACCUUGCCAGUGAGAUGACUGAAAAAAGCUGAGUGCUUUACUUGUACGAUUUUCUUUGCUUUUUGACAAGCGGUACCUUCCAGCAUGCUGCCCUUAAGCCUUCAAAUGUUUUCCAUGUAAGAUUUGCCUGCCUGCCACCCAGAUAGGCAUGUGCCAAUCUUUUGCAAAGAGAUGUUUCCAGCUGCUAAUCCUUUCCUGUCAAUCCCAGGGGGAGAAUCAAUCGUCUCCUAAUUUUAACCAGUACGUGAGGGACCAGGGUGCCAUGACAGACCAGCUGAGUCGGAGGCAGAUCAGGGAGUACCAGCUGUACAGCCGGACCAGUGGGAAGCAUGUCCAGGUGAACGGCAAAAGGAUCAUUGCCACAGCUGAAGAUGGCAACAAGUUCGCAAAGCUGAUUGUUGAAACAGACACCUUUGGGAGCCGAGUGCGCAUCAAAGGAGCAGAGAGUGAGACCUAUAUCUGCAUGAACAAGAAAGGGAAGCUCAUUGGCAAAAUGAAUGGAGAGAGCAAGGACUGCGUCUUCACCGAGAUCGUUCUGGAGAACAACUACACUGCUUUCCAGAAUGCCCGUCACGAGGGCUGGUGCAUGGCCUUCACUCGCAAGGGCCGUCCCCGCAAGGCCUCCCGGAGCCAGCAGAACCAGCGCGAGGCACACUUCAUCAAACGCCUCUACCAAGGCCAGUUGCUGUUUCCCAACAAUCCCCAACGCCAGAAACAGUUUGAGUUCGUAAGUUCUUCCUCCCCAACUCGCAGGACAAAGCGCACCCGCGGACGCCAGGCGCGAGCUUAAAGGCCGGUGCAAGGCUUUGCCUGCCCCUCCUGAACCUCAUGAGUUGGCCUUCCAUCUAUCACUGAAUGCCAGGUGCUGCACAUUCUGCCAUGCACAGACUUCCUGUACAGCAGUGGCAUAGUGGUUAAGAGCAGGUGUACUCUAAUCUGGAGGAACCGGGUUUGAUUCCCCGCUCUGCCACCUGAGCUGUGGAGGCUUAUCUGGGGAAUUCAGAUUAGCUUG